This is a messenger RNA of Cylicocyclus nassatus, 764 nucleotides long. Lineage: Eukaryota; Metazoa; Nematoda; Chromadorea; Rhabditida; Strongylidae. The record is from the annotation of a GenBank genome assembly.
AAGCCAGCAGUCUUAUUCGUUUGCCACGGUGAAAGUUCGACUGGAGUACGCCAACCACUCGAUGGUCUUGGUGAGGCAUGUCGCCGACAUGGAACCCUUUUGCUGGUAGACACGGUCGCAUCCCUAGGUGGGGCAGAAUUUUGCAUGGAUGAUUGGGGCGUAGACUGUGUUUAUUCGGCCACCCAAAAAGUUUUGAAUGCACCUCCUGGAUUGGCGCCCAUCUCCUUCAGUGAAAAAGCUAUGCAAAAGAUCAAAAAUAGAAAAGAGCGAGUACCAUCGUUUUAUUUUGAUGCGCUUGAACUAGGAAACUAUUGGGGCUGUGAUGGCGAGUUGGUCAGAUAUCACCACACAGCUCCUAUAUCGUGCGUUUAUGCCCUUCGAACAGCUUUGGCUGUCAUAGCGAAGGAAGGCGUCGAUGAAGGAGUGCGUCGUCAUGCAGAAAAUGCGAAGUUUCUGUACGAAAAGUUGAAAGAGUAUGGGCUAGAUUGCUUUGUGCAAGAAGAGAGGUGGCGACUACCGUGUUUGACAACGGUCAGAGUGCCUGAUGGUGUUGACUGGAAGGGUGUAAUGAGCGAAAUGAUGCAGAAAGGCACUGAGAUCGCUGGUGGUUUGGGACCUACAGUAGGGAAACUUUGGCGAGUUGGCACAUUUGGCGGAAAUUCCGACAAACAGAAGAUUGAGAAGGUAGUGAAGUUACUAGCCGAAACGAUAAAGAAGAAGUCGAGCAUGUGAUAAACUAGGCCGUUAGGUUUGUACUGUGAUUU